AUGUCUCACCCUCAGGUUCACGGAGUCGUCCUCCUUGUUCGCAAUGGAGACCGCACAGAGCUGUAUCAGGACCCGAACACUUACAAGACCGGUUCUGUAGAGACGACUGCCCUCGGAGAGGUUCAAUCUCACCUCCUCGGCUCGUACUUGAGGUCCCUGUACUUGGACAGCAACUCUCCCUCUCACAUCCGGGGCCUGCGUACCGAUCUUGUCGACACAAAGCAAGUGCAUGUUCGUGUCAAAGCUGGCGGCGAGGGCACGGUUGUGUUCGACUCUGCGAUCGCUCUUCUCCAAGGCCUGUUCCCGCCCACAUCCAACAAUAAGAUUGUCCUGGCCAACGAGACUGAGGUCAUCGCCCCUCUCGGCGGGUAUCAAUACGUCCCUUUGGAGACCGUGGAGCCUUACAACGACCGUUCGUUGGAGAGCUGGACGGACUGCCCCGCGUUUCAGAAACACAUCUCGAAGGUGUAUGGAUCGGACAAGUUCAAGGAUAUGGCAAAAGCUGCUGCACCAUUCCUCCGCGAUGUCAAGGAUUUCGUGUACAACACUCCGGUGACGAUGGAGAACAUGGUUCACGACUUCAUCAGCAGCGAGCUGGUCCACAACCGCUCAUACGCUCACCGCCUUCCUCCGACGUUCAUUGAGCAAUCACAACACUGGGCAAAUCUGCAUGAAGCCGCCGUCUUCACGGACAAGGACAUGGCCGGGAUUGGACACAUCGCCAGCCGCACCAUUCUCAGGUCGAUCCUCGGCGCAUUCGAGCGCAUCGUGUAUAACGGUGACCCGCUGCAGCUGUACGUUCAGGAGGUCACCUACCAGCCGAUCAUUUCACUCCUGAGUCAAACCGAUGUUCUCGACGAGCACCCUGAGCUGGCCGGCAUCCCGAACUUUGCUAGCGCCAUCGCCAUCGAACUCCGCAAGGGUGACGAGGGAGACUCUCGGGACUAUCUCCGUUUCAAGUUCAAGAAUGGCACGUCGCAUGACUUCCAGACCGUCAGCGUCUUCGGGAAGGGUGGUGACAUCGCUCUGACCGAGUUCAUCUACCGCCUCGAGAACUCCGUCAUCAACAACAACGCCGAGUGGAAGAGCGUCUGUGGCGCGAGCAAGUUGGAGACGGUCUAUGGGACCAGCACCCAGGCUGGUUUUGUAGGCCUUUCUCUGCUCUUGUUCUUCAUCUUUGCCUUCCUGUUCGCUCGCUUCAAGCGUUCGAAGGCGCGUACAGGCUACGUCAAGCUCGGUGAACCGACUGGCUUCGGGCAGGCGCAGUUCGUACGUAAUGUUUCAUGUCGGCCUUCAUGUCGAAUACCGUGA
Punctularia strigosozonata HHB-11173 SS5 is the source of this 1311-nucleotide messenger RNA. RefSeq names its product phosphoglycerate mutase-like protein. The record is from RefSeq and is a predicted model, not a curated record. Gene Ontology annotation, biological process: dephosphorylation. The transcript is spliced from 9 exons. NCBI's taxonomy places the organism in Eukaryota, Fungi, Basidiomycota, Agaricomycetes, Corticiales, Punctulariaceae. Gene Ontology annotation, molecular function: phosphatase activity. The coding region runs from base 1 to 1311 and encodes 436 amino acids.